Messenger RNA from Pseudophryne corroboree (corroboree frog), 1962 nucleotides. RefSeq lists its product as uncharacterized. The record is from RefSeq and is a predicted model, not a curated record. NCBI's taxonomy places the organism in Eukaryota, Metazoa, Chordata, Amphibia, Anura, Myobatrachidae. The transcript has 12 exons. The coding region runs from base 511 to 1962 and encodes 483 amino acids.
CGGGGCCCGGCGGCGCGAGGCUGCCAGUGGCCUGAUCCUCCAGCCAAUGGGCGCCCUCCUCAGGUGAGCCCGUCAUCGAUGUUGCCGUGGCAACGCGCAUCUUCGUAAGACGAGACGGGGAACGCGCGAUCUCUCCUCACUGACUGGGAGCCAAUGGGAACGGGGAGCCGGGAGUGAUGGAGAGCGGGCAGCCGCCGGGCUGAGCAAACAGGCCCUGACCUGGCGGGGGAGACAGCAGUCCGGUCACAGCAUCACCUCACACGUGUGAUAGCCUAUAGUGGGAGCUGUGUGUACAUUCAUAUCACCCAAUAACAUGAUCCUGGGACUGACUGGGGCUAGGCCACAUCAUUAGCUAGGGGCUUGCAUUAUUAUAUUGCUCAUACAGCAGCCAUUAGAUAAGUCUGCACCAGCUGUGUGCUCCUGGUCAAUCACAUGACAUGUAGGGAUCAGAGACUGAGGAGAUCCCACCUAAGAAAAUGAUAUGAAGAUUUUCAAUAACGACAGUGAAACAUGGAGGACAGAGAUGCUUGUUGUACCAUGAAAGACCAAAUGUUUUCAGAUUAUGACAGUGAUGAAACUAUUGUGGAUGACUCCAUUACUGGCAGUGAUGAGGAAAUAGAUGAGUUGCAGCUAAAAAGGUUAUUCCUGAGCAGUGAUAUCUCUGUCACACUGGGAAAGAGUAGAGCAGGCCAACAAUCUCCAGAGAUACAACAUAUGUGCAAAUCAGUCACAAGAAUGCAUCUGGAUAGAAUGAAGACCGCAACAAAACAGGUUUGUGAAAUUCUAUCAGAAGAGGAGGCUUCUCAAUCCUUAUUAAGGAACUGGACAAAGGGUUUUGGCAAUCCCGACUCAAUUAUAUCUAGCAAAGAAAGCAAGGUUCUUUUGGACCACGAAAACUUUUCUGGUCUGUGUGAAGAUUCUCAACAUUUAAUUCAGUCAACUGAAUGUGAGGUGCAGGAACCUCACAGUGAGAAUGAGUCACCUGAAACAAGUUUGCUGACUGGAGUAAUAAUCAGAGACCAUUCCAAUCCAGAAAAAGAACCGGUAUUGCUAGACAAUGAUGAACCACAAAACGAAGCCCCUGAACUCAUUCCUACAAGUGAAAGGGGCAAAGUUGAGAGUGCAAGUGAAGAGACAGUUUGCUCACUUGAGCCUCCUGAUCCUAAAGAAAGCAGAAAUCUGCCCAGAACUAUUACUUCUGGUCUGAACAGGAAUUCAUUGCUGGAACCUCUAAGUGAUUCUGAGAGUAUGACUCAAAUGGAAGAUAUGGUAGACAGCCAGGAAUACCUGUCAUUCAUGGAAGUGUCUACAGAUGACAACAGCAAUCUGAUUUCUGAGGUUCUUAGAGCAAUUAGCUCUAUGCAAAGUCCAGAGGUACAAUCUACCAGGGAUCAGCUAGGACACAUUAUUGUGAGUGAUUACAGUGAUGGAAAAAGCCAAAUUAUAAUGACACAACACAGUGAGUGUUAUGAUGAUCACAAUCAGGAACCCGGGUUUACAUUUGUGCAUGAGGAUGGAGACCAUGGGAGAGGGAAAGAUGGAGAUAUAUUCCCCAUACAGAAGACUGACAAGGAAGAGAGGGAAGAAACUUCUUGUGCUAAAGAGAAUGCACCACAAAGAUCUUCACCUUUUCAUGCAGCUGAGAUUUGUGGGCUUGUUUCCAGCCAUUGUCCUGGUGCAGAACAACAGUUAUUAACUGAGGUUUCACUUCAAGGCUACAAAGAGACGUGUACAAUUAUUACAGAGGAUCAGAGCCACACAAUUGCAGCUGAUGAUCAUGCUUUGUGUACCCAAUUUAGUCCAUCAGUAACGAACAAUGCAAAGCCAACAGUUAGUGCGGGAAGUUCUGCCACUUGUGCUGUCGCCGGUGCGAGGAGUAGCUGGAGAAUUCGUAAGCAGGUGCGUGACAUGGCUCACAAUGACAGGGAACCCCCUGCAACGCCUCUUACUCAAAAGCUUUGA